Messenger RNA from Lasiodiplodia theobromae, 354 nucleotides. RefSeq names its product Transcription factor pcc1. The record is from RefSeq and is a predicted model, not a curated record. Bases 1 to 354 code for a protein of 117 amino acids. Gene Ontology annotation, cellular component: EKC/KEOPS complex. Lineage: Eukaryota; Fungi; Ascomycota; Dothideomycetes; Botryosphaeriales; Botryosphaeriaceae. The transcript has 2 exons.
AUGGCUAGUUCCGCGGAAUCCGCCGCCUUUCCCUGCACUCUUACCCUCAACAUUCCUUUCCCGUCGCCCACUCACGCCACCAACGCCCUGCGCGCCCUCGCCGUUGAUGAGGAAUUGUCUUCGCUAGUCAAGCGCUCGCUUUCGGUCUCGCCCGAUACCCCGAACGUUCUCGACGUGCACUACUCUGCUACGACAAACCGGAUGCUGCGCGUGGCUGUGAACGGCUUCUUCGAUAGUCUGGGUGUCGUACUGGGCGUGAUGGAAGAGCUGGACGUGGAUACGGUGUUAAAAGAGGGCAAAGAGAGUGUAGAGGGCGCGCAAGGACUGAUGCCAGUGAAGGGUAGUGUGGGUUGA